This is a messenger RNA of Linum trigynum, 1260 nucleotides long. NCBI's taxonomy places the organism in Eukaryota, Viridiplantae, Streptophyta, Magnoliopsida, Malpighiales, Linaceae. The record is from the annotation of a GenBank genome assembly.
AUCCACCCUUCUUCUUCUUCCUGCUUCCGCCACCGCCGAAGGGAUUUCCCCUCGAUCUCCCUGCUGCAGCCCCCGCCGCCGGAUCCAAUAACCCCCAAACCGUCGACCGCCAAGAGGAACAGUAGCAGCCCGCACAAAUCACUGACACGACUCCUCGAGGUUCCCUACACGGCCUCCGAUUUCAUCGAUUGGGGCGACCACAUGACUCCCACACUAUCCCCAAGCGGGACAUCUCCGGGCGGUGGCGCGAGCUCCACGGAAUCGACGAUUGGGACGGCCUCCUCGAUUGAUUAGUCUGCUUCCUCUAUUGGUUUCGUCUCCUUAGCUAUAUAAAAAAGAAGUUAACAUUGAACGAAGAGGAGCAGAGCAACAACAACAACAAAGAAGUCCAACAGGCAGUUAGCUAAUCGAAGAACGAUGGCGGAGAAGCAAGUGAUGGUGGUGGGGAUCGACGACAGCGAGCACAGCGUCUACGCUCUGCAGUGGACUCUGGAUCAUUUCUUUACUCCCCUCCCGGCCGACGCCUCCCUUUUCAACCUCGUCCUCGUCCACGCCAAACCCACCCCCACCUCUUUCGUGGGUCUCGCCGGCCCCGGCGCCACCGAAGUGCUGCCGUAUGUGGAUUCCGAUUUGAAAAAGAUAGUCGCCCGAGUCGUGGACAAGGCCAAGCAAAUCUGCAACGAUCACAAAUCGCUUAAAGAAGCAGUAUUCGAAGUAGUGGAAGGGGAUGCUCCUGCUGGCUUGGCUCGCUCAAUAGAACUCCAGUCUUCAAUUAGCAGAGGAAAGACCAUCAAUCCAUCAAUCCGCCGGGAAGCUGGGUCGAUUGGGUCGAGGAGGCCGUCCCAAUCGUCGAUUCCAAGGAGGCUACUGUUCCUCUUGGCGGCCGAUGGUUUGGGGGUUAUUGGAUCCGGCGGCGGGGACUGCAGCAGGGAGAUCGAGGGGAAAUCCCUCCGGCGGUGGCGGAAGCAGGAAGAAGAAGGGUGGAUUGGUCACGGGUUCGAUUUCUGGGUGGGUUAAUGGUUUUUUUUAGGUUGGGUGGGUUGGGUUGUGUUUAUAUGAGGUGACAUGUUUUUCUGACGUGGCGGGUCAAUUUUUGUUUUUUCUUGGGUUAAAAUUGGGUGACUAGGCAUUUCUGUUAGCCACAUCAGCAGUUAACUGACGGCACUAACGGAGUCCGACAGAGGUUAACGGAGAGUGACCAAACUUGGAUUGUUCAACUAAUUUAAGUGACUACGAAUGGAAUAAACGAAUUCGAGUGAC